Malaclemys terrapin pileata is the source of this 1029-nucleotide messenger RNA. RefSeq names its product isoamyl acetate hydrolyzing esterase 1 (putative) (gene IAH1). Gene Ontology annotation, molecular function: hydrolase activity, acting on ester bonds. NCBI's taxonomy places the organism in Eukaryota, Metazoa, Chordata, Testudines, Emydidae. The record is from RefSeq and is a predicted model, not a curated record. The coding region runs from base 41 to 874 and encodes 277 amino acids. The transcript has 7 exons.
UGUCCGGCUGGCGGCCGCCUGUGGCAGCGGCAGCGGCGGGAUGGCGCUAUCGGAGGCGGCGCUGCGCAGCCAGCCGGUGUCCUGGCCCCGCAUCGUGCUGUUCGGGGACUCCAUCACCGAGGCAAGUGCAAACAGAAAAGAAAAUACACAGAUGAAAAUCGAUGCUUCCAACAGGAGUGGGAGAAUAAGUACUUUUUUGUUGAAUGUAAUGUUUUCUUUUCAGGACAAUGGUUGGGGAGUGUUGCUUGCUCAGAAAUUGGUCAGAAAAUGUGAUGUUUUAAAUCGCGGACUGUCAGGCUACAAUACCAGAUGGGCUAACAUAGUUCUUCCCAGAUUGAUCAGCAGAAGUUCUAAUGUUGAAAAUACUAUUGCAGUUACCAUCUUCUUUGGUGCUAAUGACAGUGCUUUAAAAGAUGUGAAUUCCAACCAACACAUUCCACUGAAGGAAUAUGCUGAUAAUUUAAAAAGUAUGAUACAAUAUCUGAAGUCCAUAGACAUUACUGAGAACAAAAUUAUUUUGAUAACACCACCCCCUCUCUAUGAACCAGCUUGGGAAAAAGAGUGUAUUGCCAAAGGUGACAAAUUAAACCGCUUCAAUUCUACCACUGGAGAAUAUGCCAAGGCAUGUGUUCAAGUUGCUAGAGAUUGUGGGACUGAGGUUCUUGAUCUGUGGACACUUAUGCAAAAGAAUAAUCAGGACUUUUCUUCCUAUCUAUCGGAUGGACUUCAUUUAUCAGUAUUGGGAAAUAAUUUUUUAGCAGCUCAGCUUUGGUCACUGCUGGAAAAGAAGAUUUCCACAUUACCUAUGCUGCUUCCUUACUGGCGCGAUGUAGAUCAUCAGAAUCCUGAAGUUAGCCUUCGUGGGAAAUCCUGAUCUGUAACAUAUUGACCGAGUCUGUUGAUGGACAGGAGAAAAUGUGCAUUCCGCAAAAUACUCCUAGUGUUUUUCUUAGAGAAAAGAUAAUAUUGAUACAAGUCCUUUCUCAAAUGUUAUGGUUUAUGGAAAAAUAAAGUUACCUUUACACGUUC